Molecule: messenger RNA, 2100 nt
Organism: Zingiber officinale
Lineage: Eukaryota; Viridiplantae; Streptophyta; Magnoliopsida; Zingiberales; Zingiberaceae
Product: transcription initiation factor IIF subunit alpha-like
Exons: 9
Coding region: 253-1863 (536 amino acids)
Biological process (GO): positive regulation of transcription elongation by RNA polymerase II; transcription initiation at RNA polymerase II promoter
Cellular component (GO): nucleus; transcription factor TFIIF complex
Molecular function (GO): DNA binding; RNA polymerase II general transcription initiation factor activity; TFIIF-class transcription factor complex binding
Source: RefSeq, a predicted model, not a curated record
CUGAUCUCUGGUCGAUCCCCAUUCCUUGUCUAGUGUUCCGAAAGGUCUUCGAUCCUUAGUCUUUCCUUAAUCGCCUCUAUUCUCCUCCUCUUCUUCUUCUAUCCUCCGCCGAGCAAUCCUCGUAACCCUACCGAGCUGAACUCCAGUAAGAGACUCAAGGCGGCUUUCUGUUCUUUCUCUGCAACUAACAGCGUUAUCGAGCCUGAAGAGAGCCGAGGCCUGUUCCAUCUUUCCGUCUUGCAGUGUGCCGCCAUGAGCUUCGACUUGGUGCUGAAGCCAUGCUGCAGUGGCUGCGGCUCGGCGUCCGACCUCUACGGGAGCGGUUGCAAGCACACCACGCUGUGUCUUUCAUGCGGCAAGAGCAUGGCGGCCAAUCGCGGCCGCUGCCAGCAUUGCGGCGCCUUCAUCACCCAAUUGAUCCGGGAGUACAAUGUACGGGCAAGUGCUAGCACUGAUAAGGCUUUCUAUAUUGGAAGGUAUGUCUCCGGCUUGCCUCCAUUUUCAAAGAAUAGUGCAGAAAAUAGGUGGUCUCUCCACAAAGAAGGUCUUCAGGGACGUCAACUAACUGACACUUUGCGGGAGAAAUACAAGAACAAACCGUGGAUAUUGGAAGAUGAAACUGGCCAGUUUCAGUUUCAGGGUCAAUUGGAGGGCUCACAAUCUUCAACUGCUACUUAUUUUCUGUUAAUGAUGCAAGGAAAGGAGUUUCUUGCUUUUCCAGCUGGUUCCUGGUACAAUUUUACCAAGAUUGCACAAUACAAACAAUUGACUUUAGAAGAGGCUGAAGAGAAAAUGAACAAAAGGAGGCAUAAUGCAACUGGAUAUGAGAGGUGGAUGAUGAAGGCAGCAAUUAAUGGCGCUGCUGCUUUUGGUGAAUUGAAGAAAAAUGAAGGUAUCACCAAAGCUGAGGCUGAGGGAAGCAAUAAAGCAAAGAAAGGGAAGAGCAAUGAUGAAGGAGAUCACUCUGACAAGGGCGAUGAAGAUGAGGAAGAAGAGGAGGCAAGAAAGAAUAGGCUUGGACUUAACAAAAAGGGUGUUGAUGAUGAUGAAGAAGGUGCUAAAGGAGGUGAUUUUGAUUUAGAUGAUGAUGACAUCGAAAAAGGUGAUGACUGGGAACAUGAAGAGACCUUCACAGAUGAUGAUGAAGCUGUCGGUAAUGAUCCUGAGGAAAGAGAAGAUUUAGCUCCCGAGAUUCCUGCUCCACCCGAAAUUAAGCAGGAUGAGGAGGAUGAGGAUGAAGAAGAUGGUGGUCUGAGUAAAUCAGGGAAGGAGUUAAAGAAACUGCUUGGAAAAGCUGCUGGAUUAAAUGAAUCUGAGGGUGAGGAGGAGGAAGAAGAAGAUGAUGAUGAUGAAAUUGGCAUGUCCCCUGUGUUAGCACCAAAACAAAAAGAUACUCCGAAGGAUGAACCAGUAGUAAGUACUCCCUCCAGGGCAACACCUCCCCCAGUAUCUGGCCGGUCCACUCCAUCUGCAUCUAAAUCAUCAAAAGCAAAGAGGAAACCUGGUAGCGACGAGAAGAGUAGUAGUAGUAAUAAUUCUGUGCCUGCAAAGAAGGUGAAGCUGGAAAAUUCAAUUGUUAAAGAUGAGCCUGUCAAUUCAUCUAAACCUAGUGUGUCCACAAAACCACCAUCUACAACUGCUAGACCUGGUUCAUCGACACCUUCUACAGCAGCAGUCACUGAGGAGGAAAUUAGAGCUGUUGUUGCUGCUGGUGGUCCUGUGACGACACAGGAUUUAGUUGCAAAAUUCAAAUCCAGACUGAAAGCUCCGGAGGACAAGAAAAUCUUUGCUGACAUUCUCCGCAGAAUAUCCAAGAUACAGAAGGUCAAUGGUCAUAACUACGUUGUGAUCAGAGACAAAUAGUCCUUCAAUAUCGCACUGAGCGAACGGAUUAGCACACACUGAUGCGUUGAAAAAUCUUUGGCUGAUGCAGUGUUUUCUAAAUUAUCUCCUCGGAUUUAUUGCUCUAUGGAUUAGUAUUUAAGCCCGAAAGGGUUAAACAAAAGGUUUCGAUUUUAUGAGUAAAUGCACUUGUGUAGUGUUUUCUUUUGUAUCACAGCUUUCUCUACUUUGAUCGAUAAAAUAUAUUUAUUGUCAGGA